AAUGCGUCUCUUGGCACUUGCCUCAACUCUCUCGCUGGACCUUCUGGGUUUUCAGAAGAAAAAGGCUCGAAAUUUGGAAAUUUGGAAAUUUGUCUGAAACGAUACCCUUUGUUCUUGAUCUCUCUGCCCCACGCUGGCUUAAUAGACGGGUUAGGUCAUGGCCACCAAGAAAGUCAUAGCGAUAUGUCAGUCAGGGGGAGAGUUUGUGACCAACAAAGAUGGAUCGUUAUCCUAUUCCGGAGGCGAUGCUUACGCGAUAGACGUCGAUCAGAAUACUUCGAUGACCGAUUUCAAGUCAGAGUUGGCCGAAAAUUUCGGGUUCAGUUGGGAGAGUAUGACCCUCAAGUACUUUCUUCCCGGAAACAAGAAGACCCUCAUCACCAUUUCUAAGGACAAGGAUUUCAAACGCAUGGUCAAUUUUUCCGCUGAUGCGGGGAGCGUUGAGAUCUUCGUCCUACCCGAGGAAGCUGCCGCUAGGAAUGUGUCGAACAUGCCAGCCAGUAGGUCAAGCAGGACAACGGCCUCUGAAGCUGUGUUACCUCUGGUUGUUUCAGGUGAUGUCGUAGGGGAUGAGGAUUUGACAAAUGAUUUCCAAAUCGACAUGGCAAUGCCCGACGAAAGCCCUUUGCCGUGCAAUUUUGUCUUGACUGACGAAAAACAUCACAAAGCGGCACAGCAGUGGGAAAACGCCAUCACGGGUGUCGAUCAAAGGUUCAACAGCUUCAGCGAAUUCCGAGAUUCAUUGCACAAGUAUUCAAUCGCCCACGGGUUUACUUACAAGUACAAGAAGAAUGAUAGCCAUCGGGUUUCCGUGAAAUGCAAAGCUCAAGGCUGUCCAUGGCGGAUUACUGCAUCAAGGCUGUCGACCACACAGUUGAUAUGCAUCAAGAAAAUGAACCCGAGGCAUACGUGUGAGCGAGCAGUUGUGAAAGCCGGUUAUCGGGCAACGAGGGGUUGGGUCGGAAGCAUCAUAAAAGAGAAGUUAAAGGCCUUUCCGGACUACAAGCCGAAGGAUAUCGCUGAGGACAUAAAGAGAGAGUAUGGUAUUCAAUUGAAUUACUCGCAAGCAUGGCGAGCGAAAGAGAUUGCCAGAGAACAGCUCCAGGGAUCUUACAAAGAGGCAUAUAGUCAGCUACCCUUUUUCUGUGAGAAGAUCAAGGAGACGAAUCCGGGGAGUAUUGCCCAUUUCACGACGAAAGAAGAUUCUAGCUUCCACCGUCUUUUCAUCUCGUUCUACGCUUCGAUAUCUGGGUUUAGACAAGGUUGCCGUCCUCUCCUUUUCCUCGACAGUGCUGUCUUAAACUCCAAGUACCAAGGGGUUUUUCUCGUUGCCACGGCUGCUGAUGCCGAAGAUGGGAUAUUUCCGGUAGCUUUUGCCGUUGUGGAUUCCGAGACUGAGGGAAACUGGUUUUGGUUCUUGGAAGAACUUAAAUCCACGUUAUCUGAAUCCCGUAGCAUCACAUUUGUAGCAGAUUUCCAAAAUGGUCUGAACACCGCUUUACCUCAGGUCUUUGGGAAUGGACACCAUGCCUACUGUCUACGCCACCUUGCCGAGAAACUAAACACGGAUCUGAAGGGGCAAUUUUCUCACGAAGCAAGGCGGUUUAUGAUUAACGAUUUCUACGCCGCUGCUUAUGCCCCGAGGCUCGAGAGCUAUUACCGUUCUCUCGAGAAUAUAAAGAGUAUAUCCCCCGAUGCUUACGCUUGGGUUGCGGAAAGCGAGCCACACCACUGGGCCAAUGCCUUGUUCUUGGGAGAGAGGUAUAACCAGAUGAACUCAACCUUCGGGCUAGAUUUCUACAGCUGGGUAUCCGAAGCACAUGAGCUACCGAUAACGCAGAUGAUCGACGAACUCCGAGCAAAGAUGAUGCAGUCGAUUUACACCCGUCAGGUACAAUCCCGGGAAUGGGUCACGGCCCUUACACCAUCAAACGAGGAGAAACUACGGAAGGAGAUAGAACUGGCCCGGUCACUUCAGGUGUCGCCACCGCACGGUAGGUUGUUUGAGGUCCAGGGAGGAGAAUCCAUCAACAUAGUCGAUAUAGAUCAGUGCGAUUGCGACUGCAAGGCCUGGAGGCUAUCGGGCUUACCAUGCAGCCACGCGAUUGCAGUCAUCGAGUGGAUCGGGAAAAGCCCUUACGAGUACUGUUCAAGAUACUUCACGGCCGAUAGUUAUCGGUUAACGUAUGCAGAGUCGAUUAACCCGGUUCCGAACAUAGACAGGAUGAUGAUGGAUGAGCCGCUGGCUGAAGGGGCGGUUUCCGUGACUCCGCCCCCCACGAGGAGGACGCCGGGAAGGCCGAAGACAAAGCAGGUGGAGCCGUUGGAUAUGAUCAAACGUCAGCUCCAAUGUAGCAAGUGUAAGGGGUUAGGUCACAACAAAAAGACUUGCAAAACUGUUCCCUAGUGAUUGGAGUUCUUGAGGAAGAAAAAUAUAAGGUAUUAGGACAUUUGUACUUUAGUUCUAGUUUUAGUUUUUUCUUUUAUUGACCGGCCGUUGGUUUUGUCUUCUCGUCGGAUAAAUUAUGGAUUCAAGGUUUUUUGGUUGGGUGAGUGAGUGAAGGGUAGAGGUGAGCGCACACUUAACACUUGCUUUGUAUCAAAUUAUGAAAUGGAAUCUGUUUCUUAAUUA
Messenger RNA from Tarenaya hassleriana, 2632 nucleotides. RefSeq lists its product as uncharacterized. Lineage: Eukaryota; Viridiplantae; Streptophyta; Magnoliopsida; Brassicales; Cleomaceae. Gene Ontology annotation, molecular function: protein binding; zinc ion binding. The transcript has 3 exons. Bases 158 to 2407 code for a protein of 749 amino acids. The record is from RefSeq and is a predicted model, not a curated record.